This is a messenger RNA of Pygocentrus nattereri (red-bellied piranha), 2293 nucleotides long. RefSeq names its product mitochondrial elongation factor 1 (gene mief1). Gene Ontology annotation, cellular component: mitochondrial outer membrane. Lineage: Eukaryota; Metazoa; Chordata; Actinopteri; Characiformes; Serrasalmidae. The transcript has 7 exons. Gene Ontology annotation, biological process: mitochondrion organization; positive regulation of mitochondrial fission. Bases 457 to 1899 code for a protein of 480 amino acids. The record is from RefSeq and is a predicted model, not a curated record.
UCCGUCAGGAAGGCGUUCCCGUUCCUGUGUGCUCAGUAACGACCCCGCGGCUGAAGCGGUGAAAGUCGCUGCUUUAAAAACACCGAUUUAUCAAACGUGUGUGAGUGAGACGCUCGUCUCUGCCCAGUGUGAGCUCUCCCUGAUGGGCGGCUGGUCUCGCAGUGCCGUGCUGGAGCUGUACAGAGCGCUGCUCCGUGCAGGGCGCCAACUACAGUACACUGACCGCAACUACUAUCAGCGUGCUGUGACCCAGGAGUUCAGACGCUGCCAGGCCCUCAGCGCUCCGGGAGAGAAGGAGGACGCCCUGAAGAGAGGCCAGUUCUUUCUCAGCAGUCGCUUGGGGGGGCUGGUGUAGCAGUGUGGAGAGGAACACAAAACCCAGCCAGCACCACUAUACACCAGGGCCAAAACAGCAGAAGGACAAGUUUUUUUUAACGCUUGCGGUGUGAAUAAAGGAUGGCUGGAGUAAACGGGGAUCGGAAAGGGAAGAAAGACGACAAUGGCAUCGGCUCGGCCAUCGAUUUUGUGCUGUCCAACGCUAAGCUAGUGCUGGGGGUUGGAGGAGCAGCCAUGCUGGGCAUUGCCACACUAGCAGUUAAGAGAAUGUACGAUCGAGCCCUCAGUGCUCCCUCCAGCCCCACUAAAGCCACACAGUCGGGUAAGAGGAGCUGGGAGGAGCCAAGCUGGCUAGGAUCGUCGCCACGGACACUAAACCGCGACAUGAAACAGAAUGUCAGCCGCUCUCUCCAAACGCUCCCCACCUCUUCCAACUCGUUUAAGCCAGGUUUGAGCACAAAGGAAUGGCUGUUCUACAUUUACAAUUAUCUGCGGCGGGCUGUGGGUCGUGAAGGCAGCACCAGUAAAGCUGACCUACAGAGGGCGCGGUUGCGCCUGUCAUUGCAGGAGCACCUCUGGGCUUUUUUCCAUGAACGUGUGGCCAUUCCUGCUGAGGAGCAGGCAAUGGCCAAACGGGCCGCCCUGGACAUUUGUGCUGAGCUCCGUGUCUUCCUCCAUGCCAAGCUUCCUGACAUGCCCCUCCGGGAGAUGUACCUCAGCGGCAGCCUGUAUGAUGACCUACAGGUGGUAACAGCAGAUCACGCUCAGCUCAUGGUUCCCAUGAUCCUAGAAAAGAACCUGUGGUCAUCCAUCCCUGGCGAAGACACCAUCAUGAAUAUUCCUGGUUUCUGGCUCGUCCGUCGAGAAAACCUGGAGUACUUCCCCCGGGGCAGCAGCUACUGGGAUCGUUGCAUGGUGGGUGGGUACCUUUCCCCCAAAAGUGUUCUGGAGGUUUUUGAGAAACUUGUUGCUGGUUCCAUUAAUUGGCCAGCGAUUGGUAGCGUUCUGGAUUACAUCAUUCGACCCGUGGUUCCCUCAGAAACGUUAACACUGGAGGUGCAAUAUGAGACAGAACGGCGGUUGUAUGUGGACUUCCUUCCGUUGCUCGUCAUGGAGGACGGUGUUUCGUUGAUUGCCAAACCACACCGGCUGGCUGCCGAGCGGCAUGAAAACCUGUGGCGGCAGAGUUUCCGUGUGGCAGAAACAGCAAAGCUUCGCGCUCUUGAUCAGGAGGAUGGUGGGUGUCGCUCUGCAUGUCUGAAAGUCGCUAAAGCCGUUUGUAAGCUAAAUCCGGCACUAACACGGCUGAACGCCAGUCAACUCACCAACACAAUCCUCCUCCUCAGUGAGCGAGAGGGUGACUGGACUCAGGAAGCACUAGCGGACCGUUUUACACAGCUGCUGCGUACACUAGUGGGACACCUAGAGGCUGGAAUGCUACCCUCUGCCCUCAACCAAAAAGUGAACCUGUUCUGUGAGCUAACCCCACAUGAAAUAGAUGAACUCGGAUACACGCUCUACUGUGCGCUUUCAGACCCGGAAAGCUUGCUGAGGACUGUAUAACAUGCACCCACACGUUACUUUAGCCCCUCUCUGCUAAAGUAAGAUGCUGCUUGCCUCAUCAGUGUUGAACAGCUUUGCACAUUCAUUGUAUCUUGUUUUUCUAUAUAAACAUGGCUGUUCAUAAACCAGAGAAAAAAAGACCAGAGGUGUCCAGUUCUGACUUUGGAAGGCCAGUAUUUAGCACAUUUUGGUGAUUGCCCUCUUCAAAUAUGUGUUUAGGCUCAGACCUAUCUGCUUAGUUAAAUCAUAUAUGGAGAAGCAGGGAAAUCAGCAAGCUGUGCCAGAAAUGGAGCCGGACUCCCCUGCCAUAAACCCUUACCUUGUCCGUGGUAGCAUGUCUGUCAGGUCUGCUUAAAGGAAUUGUUUGGGGAAUCACCCCCCCCCCCCCCCCCCC